Harmonia axyridis is the source of this 2768-nucleotide messenger RNA. It is a transcript of the gene Eaat1, whose product is annotated as excitatory amino acid transporter 1. The transcript is spliced from 8 exons. NCBI's taxonomy places the organism in Eukaryota, Metazoa, Arthropoda, Insecta, Coleoptera, Coccinellidae. Gene Ontology annotation, molecular function: glutamate:sodium symporter activity; L-glutamate transmembrane transporter activity; neutral L-amino acid transmembrane transporter activity. Gene Ontology annotation, biological process: L-glutamate transmembrane transport. The coding region runs from base 226 to 1656 and encodes 476 amino acids. The record is from RefSeq and is a predicted model, not a curated record. Gene Ontology annotation, cellular component: plasma membrane.
CAUGAGAUAGCCGUCAGUUGCCGGGCAGCAGGAGCAGAAUCAGUUUAGCGAUUCUCGGGUUAAGUCUGUGUGUGUACGGACGCAGCUCAUCUGGUCAUCUCGUGUAUUUCUAUUCUUGCCUUUGCGACGUUCUCUUGUGCGCCACAGUUCGGUGUUUGCAUCGAGUCCAGGGAAAUACAGGAAAAUCAGCCAACUACCUGUUGAACGAAGGUUGAGCUGAACAUAAUGGCGGGCUUCCUUAGAAGAAAUCUUCUAACAGUCCUCACUGUGCUGGGUGUCGUUGGAGGAGGCCUUCUUGGAUUUAUGCUGAGACAAACCGGUCCAGGACAAUGGGACAAGAGGUCUGUUAUGUACCUGGCCUUUCCUGGAGAAAUAUUUCUGAGGAUGUUGAAAUGCUUGAUCAUUCCGUUAUUGAUAACAUCGGUAGUGACCGCUAUCGGAAGUUUGGAUCUGAGUUUAUCGAAAAAGAUCGCUUUUAGAGCUAUAGCUUAUUACUCGGCAACAACGAUUUGUGCGGUGAUACUAGGUAUAAUACUUGUGACGACCAUAAGACCUGGUGUUGGACUAAAACCGUAUGAAGAUGAUACUGAAGCGCCGAAGAUGAGACAUGUGACCACUCAGGAUACCCUCCUGGAUUUGAUUAGGAAUGUUUUCCCUCCGAACUUAGUAGGAGCCUGUAUAACUCAGACUCAAACAAGCCUUUUUCCACCUAAAAACUACAGUAAGGAGUUGGAAGAUUCGGGUACUAAAUACGACAAGUCCACCUGGAAUUUUGACCAAAGUGAAGAAGAUACCACGAACGUUCUGGGAUUGGUGACCUUCAGUAUUGUAUUGGGCAUUGCCAUUGGAAAACUGGGAUCGAAAGGAAAACCUCUGUUGGACUUUUUCGACGUCCUCAGCGAAUCUAUCAUGUUGAUAACUAGCUGGGUCAUUUGGUUAUCACCACUUGGUGUGUUCUUUUUGGUAGCUGCAAAAAUUUUGGAGGAGAAGGACUUCGUAGACCUUAUCGGAAGACUUGGACUGUACUUCUGCACGGUACUUCUUGGCUUAGCCAUCCAUGGAUUCGGAACCCUUUCUGUACUUUAUUUCAUAGGCACAAGAACGCUGCCUUUCAAAGUUAUCGGACAACUAAGUCAAGUUAUUGCCACAGCUUUCGGAACCGCCUCAAGUUCCGCUACUAUGCCAAUCACCAUAAGAACUAUGGACGAGAUGGGUCUGGAUCCUCGCAUUACAAGAUUCGUGAUUCCUAUUGGAGCAACAAUCAAUAUGGACGGUACUGCUCUGUAUGAAGCUGUGGCAGCUAUUUUCAUCGCUCAAAUCAGGAAUAUUCCAAUGAGCUUUGGCAGAUUAGUAGCUGUGAGUAUAACUGCCACGGCUGCUAGCGUUGGAGCAGCUGGGAUUCCCCAGGCUGGUCUCGUAACUAUGGUGAUGGUGCUCGACACGGUAGGAUUACCAUCCAAAGAGGUGAUCAACAUCAUCGCUGUUGAUUGGUUGCUGGACCGAUUCAGAACAACAAUCAACGUAAUGUGUGAUUGUCUUGGAGCUAGACUGGUAGAUUUGCUCAGUCAAGACGAAGUGCAAAGAUUCAAUGAGCAGGACAAGAUAAAUGCUGACCCACAUGAAUUAGUGGAAAUCACGAAAGAUAGUCGUAUUUAAAAUGUAAUUGUUAAAUGUUGAGCACUUCGAUGUUUAUAAGUCUCUAUGUCGUCUAUCUAUGUUGAAAGUACAUUUUCGUACUCGAAUAUAAUUUUUAUUUUCACGCACAUAUUUUCUUCUGAAAUGAGCUUUCUUCUACAAAAUCUCUGAUGUGAAUUCCAGUUAAUAUUAAUGUGUAAACAGAGAUUCAAUUCGAAUAAUAUAAUCUCAUUGUCCUAGAACAGAAAAACUUAGAUUUUGCAAUUAUAUCCGAUCAGAUGCGAAGGUCAUAUGAUAUAUUUUUUAGAAAAUUUCAAUUGCAGGCGCAAUUCGAUAUAUACAUAUUUUUGAAAAUAUACUGUCCUCUUGGAUAAAUAUUUAUUCAAAAUUACCGAAUUUUAACUGAAGGAACUAAGACAAUAAAAUUAUGAUCUUUGUAGUAAUUUUGGAACCAAAUUAACAUAAUAUAUUGAAAAAUAUUUUAUCGAUCAUAUCAUUUUAAGAAUAUACAAACUUAGAAGUACAAAGAGAAAAAUUGAACCUGCUAAUAUUCAGAGAAAUAUUUUAUUCCACUGUAAAUAUCAUGCUCCUUAUGGACUGUAUAAGUGUUAAUUGUUUUAAGUUCGUAGGUAUUAUUAUCGAAAUAUAAGUGUAUAUGUUUAAAACUAUAUAUCAAGCAUAUAAUUUCCAGUGUGUUGUGAACAGUGUGAAUUUAAUAUUUUUUUGUUUAACUUCUUUAUAUAUCAACGAUAUACCUGAUUUAUUCUAAUAUUAACUUUCGACAAUUUAUGUUGAAAUUUACAUAAAUAUAAAAUUUUAUAAGUUAAUUAUAGGGACCAAUUUUGUUCGAAUUUUAAUAUAAAUUUUAAUACAUACUGUUGAAUUAAAGUUAUGAAUAACUUGUUUAAGUUUCAACCAUUACGUCAGUAAUGAUCAAAGAGAACAUACUCUUCAAGUUAUGAUAUUCUUUGUAAACGUUAAGUCUUUAAGACAAUAAACUGCCGUUGAAUUUAAGUGAAUAUUAUACGUGGAUGCCAUAAUUUAAAGUAAUUUAGGUACUUCACAUUUUGUUUUUAUGUUUUGUUUUUUAUAUGAUAUAGGAUGCAUAUUGAAUAAAUUUUAUUGUAAAGAUA